Lathyrus sativus (Indian pea) is the source of this 1239-nucleotide messenger RNA. Lineage: Eukaryota; Viridiplantae; Streptophyta; Magnoliopsida; Fabales; Fabaceae. The record is from the annotation of a GenBank genome assembly.
AUGAUGAUGAAGGACAAUAUAUGUAAUGUAUUGCAGGGUUUUAAACCAACUUUGUUAAUGGUUAUGGUUCAAAUAGCAUUUGCUGGUGUUAAUAUUCUCUACAAACUUGCUGUUAAUGAUGGCAUGAACUUAAGAGUCGUUGUUGCUUACCGUUUCAUAUUCUCAACCGCUUUCAUAGCUCCACUUGCUUUCAUCAUUGAAAGGAAGAAGAGGACAAAGAUGACAUGGAAGAUACUGUUUCAGUCAUUUCUGUGUGGUUUAUUUGGUGGAUCAUUAGCUCAAAACUUCUACUUAGAAGCCUUGGUUUUAACUUCACCAACAUUUGCAUCAGCAAUGGCCAACCUUGUACCAGCUAUAACCUUUAUAAUGGCUGUUUCCUUCGGUUUGGAAAAAUUAAAUUUUAGAACAAAAGCUGGAAAGGCAAAGAUAAUAGGUACAAUGACUGGAAUUAGUGGAGCAAUGGUAUUAACAUUUGUUAAAGGUAUUGAAAUAAAUAUUGGUUCAUUCCAUUUAAACCUUUUGCAUCAUCAAAACGGUGACGUAUCAGCGCACUCACCACAAGCUACUACAAUCUCCACUAGUAAUACUAUUUUUGGUUCUCUAUGUGCUUUGGCUAGUAGCAUCUCUUAUGCAUUAUGGCUCAUUAUUCAUGCAAAGAUGAGUGAAAAAUAUCCAACUCAUUAUUCGAGUACAGCUUUGAUGUCAUUUUGGGCUUCAUUGCUUUCUAUUGUGUUUGCUCUUUGUUUUGAGAGGGAGUUUAGUGAGUGGAAGUUGGGGUGGAAUAUUAGGUUAUUCACAGUUGCUUAUGCGGGUAUAGUGGUUUCUGGAGCAAUGGUUUGUGUAAUUUCUUGGUGUGUACACAUGAGAGGACCAUUGUUUGCAUCUGUUUUUAACCCUUUGAUGCUUGUCUGUGUGGCCUUGGCCAGUUGUACAAUCUUGAAUGAGAAGUUACACCUCGGAAGCAUUAUUGGAGCAAUGUUGAUUGUAUGUGGUUUAUAUGCUGUUGUAUGGGGUAAAAGUAAAGAGAUGAAGAAAAAGAAUCAACUAGCUCCAUCACAAAGCAUUGAUAAAGUUGACACAGUUGAAAUUGUUGUGAGGCCUGUAGUUGAAGCCAAAAGCAAACAUAGCAACAGUAGUAAUUCACAUGUUAUUAAUGAUAAUGAUGAUUCACAAAAACACGAACAUGUACAAGAUCAAGAAAAAGGAGGGGGUGUAGAAGAAAUUUUACGGAAUGACUAA